Molecule: messenger RNA, 3420 nt
Organism: Acomys russatus (golden spiny mouse)
Lineage: Eukaryota; Metazoa; Chordata; Mammalia; Rodentia; Muridae
Gene: Pld1
Product: phospholipase D1
Exons: 27
Coding region: 189-3413 (1074 amino acids)
Biological process (GO): regulation of microvillus assembly; intracellular signal transduction; phosphatidic acid biosynthetic process
Molecular function (GO): phosphatidylinositol binding; D-type glycerophospholipase activity
Source: RefSeq, a predicted model, not a curated record
CCCCCAGAUGCUCAGCGCUGAGGUACCACAGCAAUUUGGAACAAGCACUGCUGUCAAUAGACAGGAAAGAAAACCUGGGACUCUCUCUGCGAAUGCCAUCUUUCAUUUUCAGAAGACUCAUAAGGACCUGAUUCAGUUGCAUAUAUUUGUCCUGAGGCCCCUCUGCUUUCACCCCGUCAGAAGUUAGCAUGUCACUGAAGAGCGAGCCCAGAGUUAACACUUCUGCGCUGCAGAAGAUUGCUGCGGACAUGAGCAAUCUCAUAGAAAACCUGGAUACGCGGGAACUCCACUUUGAGGGAGAGGAGGUGGAUUACGAUGCCUCUUCAGGAGACCCCAAGACUCAGGAAGAGUGCAUCCCAUUCUCUUCUAUUUACAACACGCAAGGAUUUAAGGAGCCCAACAUCCAGACCUACCUCUCUGGCUGUCCCGUAAAAGCGCAAGUCCUGGAAGUGGAGCGCUUCACGUCUACGACAAGGGUGCCUAGUAUCAACUUGUACACCAUCGAGUUAACACACGGGGAAUUCACGUGGCAAGUGAAGAGGAAAUUCAAGCACUUCCAAGAGUUUCACAGAGAGCUGCUCAAGUACAAAGCCUUCAUCCGAAUCCCCAUCCCCACCAAAAGACACACAUUUAGAAGACAAAAUGUCAAAGAAGAGCCACGAGAGAUGCCCAGUCUGCCCCGUUCAUCAGAAAACACGAUUCAGGAAGAACAGUUCUUUGGCAGGAGGAAGCAACUGGAGGAUUACUUGACGAAAAUACUAAAAAUGCCCAUGUACAGAAACUAUCACGCCACGACAGAGUUCCUUGACAUAAGCCAGCUGUCUUUCAUCCAUGACUUGGGACCAAAGGGCCUGGAGGGGAUGAUCAUGAAACGAUCUGGGGGACACAGGAUUCCAGGUCUGAAUUGCUGUGGCCAGGGACGAGCCUGCUACCGAUGGUCAAAAAGGUGGCUAAUAGUGAAAGACUCUUUCCUACUGUAUAUGAAACCAGACAGUGGAGCUAUUUCCUUCGUCCUCCUUGUUGAUAAAGAAUUCAAAAUAAAAGUGGGGAGGAAAGAGACAGAAACGAAAUACGGACUUCGAAUUGAUAAUCUUUCAAGGACACUGAUUUUAAAAUGUACCAGCUACAGACACGCCCGGUGGUGGGGCGGGGCCAUAGAGGAGUUUGUCCAGAAGCAUGGUUCUGACUUCCUCAGAGACCACCGCUUUGGUUCCUACGCUGCUGUCCAGGAGAACACUUUAGCUAAAUGGUACGUGAAUGCCAAAGGCUACUUUGAAGAUAUUGCAAACGCAAUGGAAGCGGCAUCAGAAGAGAUUUUUAUCACAGAUUGGUGGUUAAGUCCAGAAAUCUUCCUGAAGCGCCCAGUGGUGGAAGGCAACCGCUGGAGGCUGGACUGUAUCCUCAAACGGAAAGCACAACAAGGCGUGCGGAUUUUCAUAAUGCUUUACAAAGAGGUGGAGCUGGCCCUGGGCAUCAACAGCGAGUACAGCAAGCGGACUCUGAUGAGGCUCCACCCCAACAUAAAGGUCAUGAGGCACCCAGACCAUGUGUCAUCCAGUGUCUAUCUGUGGGCUCACCAUGAGAAGCUGGUCAUUAUCGACCAAUCGGUGGCUUUUGUGGGUGGGAUUGACCUGGCCUACGGAAGGUGGGAUGACAGCGAGCACAGGCUCACGGAUGUGGGCAGUGUGAAGAGGGUCACCUCAGGACUGUCUAUGGGCUCUCUCACAGCAGCAACAGGAGAGUCUAUGGAAUCCUUAAGCCUCAAGGAUAAACACGAAUCUCAUAAAAAUGAGCCCAUCUUGAAGAGUGUUGAUGAUACAGACACCAAGCUGAAGGGAAUAGGAAAGGCCAGGAAAUUCUCCAAAUUUAGUCUCUAUCGGCAACUGCACCGGCGCCAUCUGUACAAUACGGACAGCAUCAGCAGCAUCGACAGUGCCUCCAGUUAUUUUAACCACUGUAGAAGCCAUCAGAAUUUAAUCCAUGGUUUAAAGCCCCACUUGAAACUCUUUCGCCCCUCCAGUGAGUCCCAACAGGGCCUCACUGGGCACAGCACCGACACAGGCUCCAUCCGAAGUGUGCAGACAGGCGUGGGGGAGCUACACGGAGAGACCAGGUUUUGGCAUGGGAAGGAUUACUGCAACUUUGUCUUCAAGGACUGGGUUCAACUGGACAAGCCCUUUGCUGAUUUCAUUGACAGGUACUCCACGCCCCGGAUGCCUUGGCAUGAUAUUGGUUCUGUGGUCCAUGGGAAGGCAGCUCGUGAUGUGGCUCGUCACUUCAUCCAGCGCUGGAACUUCACGAAGAUUAUGAAGCCAAAAUAUCGUUCUCUUUCUUACCCUUUCCUGCUCCCAAAGUCUCAGGCCACGGCGCAUGAGCUGAGGUACCAGGUGCCGGGGGCAGUCCAGGCCAAAGUGCAGUUGCUCCGGUCUGCUGCUGACUGGUCUGCUGGCAUCAAGCACCACGAAGAGUCGAUCCACUCUGCCUACACCUAUGUCAUAGAGAACAGCAAGCAUUACAUCUAUAUUGAAAACCAAUUCUUCAUCAGCUGUGCUGACGAUAAGGUCGUGUUCAACAAGGUGGGGGACGCCAUCGCCCAGAGAAUCCUGAAGGCCCACAGGGAAGGCCAGAGAUAUCGGGUGUACGUUGUGAUACCACUGCUGCCGGGAUUCGAAGGAGACAUUUCCACAGGAGGAGGAAACGCUCUGCAGGCGAUAAUGCACUUCAACUACAGGACCAUGUGCCGAGGGGAGAACUCCAUCCUUGGACAACUAAAGCCGGAGCUUGGUAAUCAGUGGAUAAAUUACAUAUCAUUCUGUGGUCUGAGAACACAUGCAGAGCUGGAAGGAAACCUGGUCACUGAGCUCAUCUAUGUCCACAGCAAGCUGCUAAUUGCUGAUGAUAACACAGUUAUUAUUGGUUCUGCCAACAUCAAUGACCGGAGCCUGCUGGGGAAGCGAGACAGUGAAAUGGCUGUCAUUGUGCAGGACACAGAGACGGUCCCGUCAGUGAUGGAUGGAAAAGCGUAUCAAGCUGGCCGCUUUGCCCAAGGCCUUCGGCUGCAGUGCUUCAGGCUUGUCCUUGGCUAUCUUUCUGACCCAAGUGAGGACAUUCAGGAUCCCGUGAGUGACAAAUUCUUCAAGGAGAUUUGGGUUUCAACAGCAGCCCGCAAUGCUACCAUUUAUGAUAAGGUGUUCCGGUGCCUUCCCAAUGAUGAGGUACACAACUUAGUUCAGUUGAGGGAUUUUAUAAGCAAGCCCAUAUUAGCGAAAGACGAGCCCGUUCGCGCUGAGGAAGAGCUUCGGAAGAUCCGCGGGUUCCUGGUGCAAUUCCCCUUCUAUUUCCUGUCUGAAGAGAACCUGCUGCCUUCUGUUGGGACCAAAGAAGCCAUCGUGCCUAUGGAGGUUUGGACGUAGGACAAAC